Messenger RNA from Alosa sapidissima (American shad), 4203 nucleotides. It is a transcript of the gene atg16l1, whose product is annotated as ATG16 autophagy related 16-like 1 (S. cerevisiae). Lineage: Eukaryota; Metazoa; Chordata; Actinopteri; Clupeiformes; Clupeidae. Bases 161 to 2020 code for a protein of 619 amino acids. Gene Ontology annotation, molecular function: protein binding. Gene Ontology annotation, biological process: negative stranded viral RNA replication; autophagosome assembly. Gene Ontology annotation, cellular component: autophagosome membrane. The record is from RefSeq and is a predicted model, not a curated record. The transcript has 20 exons.
AGGCAAGAUGGUGGUCAAGACAAACGAACCUGGAGUUGGCUGAGGCAUAAACUGUUGUUUAAAGAGCAUUGGUUUCCACUUAAUUGACAGACUAUCGACAAGGAUCCCAGCGCACGUUUAUUAGGCGUAGGGAUAUACGGUUAAAUGUUGUAAGGUGGCAAUGGCAGGCCGGAGGGAGGAGUGCUUGUGGAAGAAGCACAUCGCGGAGCAGCUCAAGCUAAGGGACCGCGUGCAGAGGCAGGCCUUCGAGGAAAUCAUCCACCAGUACAACCGUCUUCUGGAGAAGUCUGAUCUGCAGGCUGUGCUCUCUGAGCGGCUGCAAACGGACAAAUAUGACCAGAGCAGACACGACCUCAGUCCGGGGUCGGACGCCAGUCGCAAUGAUGCCCUCAGUCAGGAAAUGGCCCAGAUGCGCAUUAAGCAUCAGGAGGAGCUCACCGAGUUGCACAAGAAACGUGGAGAGCUUGCCCAGAACGUGAUUGAACUGAACAACCAGAUUCAGUUGAAGGACAAAGAGAUCCAGAGCAAUGAGGCCAAGAUGCUGGAGUAUCAGCAGCAGAUCUCUGGGCUGGAGGGCGAGUGUCGUGAGCUGCGGAGCCAGCUGCAGGACCUGGAGCGGGCCAACCAGACGCUGAAGGACGAGUACGACGCCCUGCAGAUCACCUUCAGCGCCCUGGAGGAGAAGCUGCGGCGCACCACCGAGGACAACCAGGAGCUCGUCUCGCGCUGGAUGGCCGAGAAGGCCCAGGAGGCCAACCGCCUCAACGCUGAGAACGAGAAGGACUGCAGGCGUAGGCAGGCCAAGCUGCAGAAGGAGCUGGCAGACGCUGCCAAGGAGCCCCUGCCUAUCGACCCGGAUGAUGAUAUCGAGGUGCUGUCUGAAGAAGCUGGUGGGAAGGGGCCCGGCGAGGCCUCCCCUAACCGACCCCUCAGCCGCACACCCAGUAAGCGCAUAUCCCAGCCACCCCCUGGGCUCCUGGACUCCAUCUCCAACAUAUUUGGCCGCUCUGAGUGUGUGCAGCCUGGACACCCCCCAUCUUACUCCAGGCGUCGCUCGCUGAACUCGUACGGGAGCUCGCCGGAGAACGCAGAGAUGGCCAGUGGAUCCAGUGUGGACGUCCGGGUGCCUUCAACCGCCCUCCACAUAUUUGAUGCCCAUGAUGGGGAGGUGAACGCUGUGCGGUUCAGUCCAGGCUCCCGCCUGCUGGCCACUGGGGGAAUGGACCGCAGAGUCAAACUCUGGGAGGUUGUCUCAGGUCACUGUGAGCAGAAAGGGGCGUUGACGGGCAGCAACGCUGGCAUCACCAGUAUCGAGUUUGACAGCGCGGGUUCCUACCUACUGGCCGCCUCUAAUGACUUUGCCAGUCGGAUCUGGACUGUAGACGACUACAGGCUGAGGCACACUCUCACAGGUCACAGUGGGAAAGUGCUCGCGGCACGCUUCCUGUUGGACAACGCUCGCAUCGUCUCCGGGAGCUACGACCGCACGCUUAAACUCUGGGACCUGCGCAGCAAAGUCUGCAUGAAGACAGUGUUUGCAGGCUCUAGCUGUAAUGACAUUGUCUGCACUGAGCAGUGUGUGAUGAGUGGCCACUUCGAUAAGAAGGUCCGCUUCUGGGACAUCAGGGCGGAGAGUAUAGUGCGUGAGCUGGAACUACUGGGCCGGGUCACGUCACUGGACCUGAACCCUGAUCGGACUGAGCUGCUCGCCUGCUCCCGUGAUGACCUGGUGAAGAUCAUCGAUCUACGGACAAACGCUGUGCGACAGACCUUCAGUGCUCAGGGGUUUAAGUGCGGUUCAGACUGGACCAGAGUGACCUUCAGUCCGGAUGGAAGCUACGUGGCAGCCGGUUCUGCAGAAGGAACCCUGUUUGUGUGGAACGUUCUCACGGGAAAGCUUGACAGGACUUUGGACAAAGGCCAUAGCUCUGCGGUCAACUCUGUUUCCUGGUCCCCUUCUGGCACCUUUGUGGUCAGCGUGGAGAAGGGCAGCAAGGCAGUACUCUGGUCCGACAUGUGAUUGGCUGGCACCUGCGUCUACUCAGUUACGAUUGGCUCAGCUCAACUCCAGCCCAAACGGCAGUGAGCGAAAAGACGUUUUAACAUGAAGCAGGCGUGGCCUGGCCUGGCGUGGCCGAAGUCGUUCGCUCCUCACUUCAGCCACGUUGCUGCCUCCUGGCUUGUUGUGAUCGGACCUCUGGUGUUCUCAUAAUCAAAGGGCGGCUGAACUGACUUGUGCGUAAAAUGAAUGCUUGGUUGGGGUCUUUGGACGAGGCGGCCGCAGUUGGGUGGUGGUGGUUUGAGAGAGAGACACACACACACACACACACACACACACACACACACACACACACACACACACACACACACACCAGUAUACAGUAUGUGAUCUAUACCGAUAUAACUCCAACAUACAGCACACUGUCUUUCAUAAAAAAGGACACCAGCCUUGUCUUUUUUCCCCCCUCCCGUUUUAUUUGCCACUUCAGAGAUACAGCCAAUGUUAAACUUAAUCUGUGUCUGUAAAACUUUUGUCUGAUUUGUGUGUCAAUAGUUUUACACUGCUUAAUAUGGCCAUGGCUCUUAACUGUGUGUGUGUGUGUGUGGCAUGUUCAUUCCUUUCCGUUUGUUACUGAAUAGUGAAAUGUGAGGUGAGCGAAUGUUGUGUUGGGUGUGUGUUUGUCUAUCUAUGUGUGUGAGGGCGAGAAUGUCAUUUUUGGAUGUUUGCUUGAGUGUAUUUGUCCCGUGGUCUUUGAAGUCACUUAUACUCUGCCUUAAUCAGAUAGUAACCGAGACCUCCCUGCUGAGGUCAGUCAGCUGUGUCCUUAAGGCCCCUCCCCCCCCCCACACACACACACACACACACACACACACAAGCACAGUCCCGCUUCCCCAUAUCUGGCUUGUGUGUGUGUGUGUGUACAGUCUCCCAGAUCCCAAAAUGCUCCCAGCUGAAGGAAAAGUAUCAUCCAUCUUUACCUCAUUUCCUCCUUUUCCUCUUCAUCAUCCUCCUCCUCCUCUUGAGCUCCUUGGAAUGCAGUUUCUAAUCAGCACUUCUCUACAUCGACAUCACUGUAUAAAAGCCCAGCUUUAGCCAGCAGUGUGCCGCCACCCAUGUGCGUCAUGGCUUCUCUCCACCUGCAGUGACGUGAAGCUCAUGAGGUGUGUGUGUGUGUGUGUGUGUGUGUGUGUGUUUGCUAACCUCUGUGCAGGUGGGGGUAGCACAGUGCUGUUUUGCCAAACAAACGAACAAUUUAGGAACGGAUAGGUUAUGAGUUGACCAAUGUUAAGUAGAUUUAAAUGUUAGGCCAGCUAGGUCUGAGGCACUACAAAGCAGGAAGUAACUGUAUGUUAUGGCACUUGCCAUUGCUUGUGAAAGAUACUUGCACAUGACUAUUUAAAGUCUUUAAAAACAUGUUUCCUUUCCAAUUAAUAAUCCCUAUUAAAUAUGGACGAGAAGGCUUGGGUCCAUUUACCAUGAUUUUUAAAUCUAGGAAAACAAAAAUGGCCAACAACUUCUUUCAGACAGUUAGUCUUCAGGCAAACUAGGAAUGAACUUGUGAACUCGGUGUAAAGCUCUGUGUUGUGUAAGGCAGAAGUGUUUGUUUUAGGUAUUUAGGUAGCAGGUGAGGAGGUAAUACACGGCUUCAGGUAGGGCAGACCAGCACUGACCGCUGCCAUGUACCAGACUGAUAAAACUUUUUAAUUUUGAAAUUGCAGCCUGUUGUCACAAAACUUUGGCAGAAUAGCAAGGCUAAAGGAUCUUGUUGGACACUGCCACCCUGCCCACACAGAGGAUGUGCACAAUAUGAUACUCCUUGUGUUCAUUUUUUGUUUUAAAAAAAAAAAACAUGUUUCUUUAAUAACUUUUAGUUCUAAUUUUGAGGCACAAGUCACAAAUAUUACAUACCGCCACAUCCUACAGCCAGAAUUGCAUAUCAUGGCUCUGCAACACUGCAUGACCUUUUACAAGAAAACAAAGCUAAACAGUUUGCUGUGACAUCACACAUAGUCACCCAAUCAGAGAGUGGGGGUUGGGUCACAGAAGCUGUUUACCACUUUUAAAACACUCCCACCCCUAACUUGGCCAGCCUACCGCCAUUGGCAAAAGGAUUGUAUAACUCUUAAGUUAUGACAUGUAUAUGAAAUAUCCUCUGUAUAUGUGUGUUCAAUGUAUGCACAACAAUGAAAUGUGUGAGCUCA